Molecule: messenger RNA, 1211 nt
Organism: Pan troglodytes (chimpanzee)
Lineage: Eukaryota; Metazoa; Chordata; Mammalia; Primates; Hominidae
Gene: H1-8
Product: H1.8 linker histone
Exons: 5
Coding region: 44-1084 (346 amino acids)
Biological process (GO): nucleosome assembly
Cellular component (GO): nucleosome
Molecular function (GO): DNA binding
Source: RefSeq, a predicted model, not a curated record
CUCACACCCGGGUGAGGGGUCUGCUGCUGCACCUGUCGGUCUCAUGGCUCCUGGGAGCAUCACCAGCGACAUCUUACCCUCCUCGACUUCCACAGCAGGAUCAUCCAGGUCUCCUGAAUCUGAAAAGCCAGGCCCGAGCCACGGCGGUGUCCCACCGGGAGGCCCGAGCCACAGCAGCCUCCCGGUGGGACGCCGCCACCCCCCGGUGCUGCGCAUGGUGCUGGAGGCGCUGCAGGCUGGGGAGCAGCGCCGGGGCACGUCGGUGGCGGCUAUCAAGCUCUACAUCCUGCACAAGUACCCAACAGUGGACGUCCUUCGCUUCAAGUACCUGCUGAAGCAGGCGCUGGCCACUGGCAUGCGCCGUGGCCUCCUCGCCAGGCCCCUCAACUCCAAAGCCAGGGGGGCCACUGGCAGCUUCAAAUUAGUUCCCAAGCACAAGAAGAAAAUCCAGCCCAGGAAGAUGGCCCCCGCGACGGCUCCCAGGAGAGCGGGCGAGGCCAAGGGGAAGGGCCCCAAGAAACCAAGUGAGGCCAAGGAGGACCCUCCCAACGUGGGCCAGGUGAAAAAGGCAGCCAAGAGGCCAGCAAAGGUGCAGAAGGCUCCUCCCAAGCCAGGCGCAGCCACAGAGAAGGCUUGCAAGCAAGGCGGCGCGGCCAAGGACACCAGGGCACAGUCGGGAGAGGCUAGGAAGGUACCCCCCAAGCCAGACAAGGCCAUGCGGGCACCUUCCAGUGCCGGUGGGCUCAGCAGGAAGGCAAAGGCCAAAGGCAGCAGGAGCAGCCAAGGAGAUGCUGAGGCCUACAGGAAAACCAAAGCUGAGAGUAAGAGUUCAAAACCCACGGCCAGCAAGGUCAAGAAUGGUGCUGCUUCCCCAACCAAAAAGAAGGUGGUGGCCAAGGCCAAGGCCCCUAAAGCUGGGCAGGGGCCAAACACCAAGGCUGCUGCUCCUGCUAAGGGCAGUGGGUCCAAGGUGGUACCUGCACAUUUGUCCAGGAAGACAGAGGCCCCCAAGGGCCCAAGAAAGGCUGGGCUGCCCAUCAAGGCCUCAUCAUCCAAAGUGUCCAGCCAGAAGGCUGAAGCUUAGGGCCAGAGGCAGGGGCGGAGAGAGACCGAGCCUCUGCCCUAGUUUUUAUUCUUCAACUAACCACUGCUCUAUUUAUUUCAUUGUAAGCUAUUUAUCAAUAAAGACUUUUGUUUCUUUUUCCGCACAA